Messenger RNA from Purpureocillium takamizusanense, 2576 nucleotides. RefSeq lists its product as uncharacterized. Gene Ontology annotation, molecular function: metal ion binding. The transcript is spliced from 3 exons. The record is from RefSeq and is a predicted model, not a curated record. Bases 449 to 2263 code for a protein of 604 amino acids. Lineage: Eukaryota; Fungi; Ascomycota; Sordariomycetes; Hypocreales; Ophiocordycipitaceae.
CAUCUCCUGAUAAGCACGCUGGCUGUCAUGCCUGACGCAAGGGGUCCAUCGCAAGUCCCUGACGACUGACUACCUGUCUUCCCCAGGCCCCUGAACGACUGCGAUUAUUUUGCAGUCUCUGCUGGUGAACCAACUUCUGGCAACAGCAGAUUUCGGGAUGACUUGGUGCUGUAAGUAUCGCUACGACGAUCGUUGCUCUGGCUCGCUCAUGGCGACAACACACGCCUUGGCGGAUUAGCCCAGGCAGCGGCUGACCCGAGUUUUGCCAGAGGCGAGGCGCACCAAGGCGUUUAAAGCGACAUAAAGUUCGAGGCGACGGGCACACGGACGAUUUUUUCCUCGUCCCAACACACCGACAUCGACUUUCGAACACAAGAGCAGCACCGCCACCUGCUUGUUUCGGGUCGGAGCAACGUACGACUGCACGAGUCACGUCCCAUGUUUUGACAUGGCGAGCUCGUCCGCCCAUGUCGGGCCUGCCUCCCUCUUGGAGUUGGAGAGUUCUGAUCAGGACGGUCACAAUUCAUCUGUGGAUGCAGGUCCGAUGGAGAGCAGCGAUCAGUUGACGGCCUCGACGAGUUGCCCCUGGCAAACGACCGAGUUUCACGAGGGGGAAUGCUCCCGCUACUUCGAUUGCCCGGGCCAUCAUAUCGCGAGAGAAACGUCAACGGACGACGAUGUCAAUGAUGAUGAGACGGCAGAGGGCGGCCCUUCCACGGUGCAAGAGCGUCGGGACACCCAACCUGCGAUCAGCUACGGGAACGCUGUCGAUGUUCCCACGGCACACGGGAACGAGCCAAGGUCAACAACCCAUGACGACCAGGACCCUAGCAGGUUUUCAGGGUCGACUUCGGGUGUACCGGUUGCCCAGGAGUCAGGUCAUGCGACUGGCAGCCAAGCAAACACGUACUCGCUGCCCAUUCGAUCCUCUUCUAUGGUCAGUACGACAAACAACGCCCUGAACGCCCAGCAAUAUCGUACAACUCCGCCCUCGCCAAAUCAUGUCCAGCGCUCAACCAGCGGCUAUAGGGAAGUUUGGCAGACCGAGGGUAGAGCGGGUUCCUAUGGCUUCGAGGAAGACCCCGACACGCGGAGACGAGGGAGCGGGUCGCGGGCCUCGCGUGACCAGUCGCCGGAUGCACCCAUUCCUCGCCGGCAUCGAACGCGCAACGACGGACAAGAGUCACCAGAGUUUGUGCUCCCUAGGUGGCAGCCUGAUGCAGAGGUCACGUAUUGUCCCAUUUGCCAUGCUCAAUUUAGCUUCUUCGUGCGCAAGCAUCACUGCCGAAAAUGCGGACGGGUGGUGUGCAACUCGUGCUCGCCGCAUCGCAUCAUCAUCCCUCAUCAGUAUAUCGUUCGCCCACCGGGGUCGGACAUGGCCAUGCCCCCCAGCCUGCUUCUUGAUGGCCUCGGCGCUGGGUACUUUGACGUAAACGGUCCCGCGGGCGGAGAACGGGUCAGGUUGUGCAAUCCUUGCGUACCAGACCCAAACACGGCGCCGCCACAGAGCCCGACAUCGUCGGCUGGCGCGUCGCCGCGCUCUUCACACCAGCGUUCUCGGAGCACCAUGGGCGGUACGUAUGCUGGCCCGCCCGCGAGCCACAGAUACGGAACGGUCCUUGCCACUGGCCGCCCUGGCGAUGUUCACCAGUAUUACUCGCCACGCACGAGGAGCAUUACAAUGGUCCGUGGGCCUCAUGGAGGCAGCUCUGGUUCAUCCGGCCAUCAUCGCACGACUGUCAUCUACCCAACUCCGCUUGACCGCCUGCUCGCCGUUGGCCCAUCCAGUACACCGUCUGGCUCGCGACGCCAUCGCCAUAGCUCGUUUGGUGAAGGCCCGUCUUCAUCCCGUCAACGGGCGCUGCCUCCGCCUCCUCAGAUCGCGGAGGAAGACGAGUGUCCCAUCUGUCACCGCGAGCUGCCAUCCCGGGAGCUGCCUGACUUCGACGAGCUGCGAGAAUCUCACAUCACCAUGUGCAUCCAAGCGCACAGCACCUACGGCAGCCCGAUGCCCCGAGAUGGGGACGACGGAGAGGCCCCCCUAGCGGCGCCACGGCGGACCGGCAUGUACUCGUACGCGGCGACGGAGAAGGACUGCAUCGACGACGCCGAGUGCACAAUUUGCUUGGAAGAAUUUACGGUGGGCGUGGCAAUGGCGCGCCUCGAGUGUCUCUGCCGUUUCCACCGGGCAUGCAUAUCGGCGUGGUUUGUGAACCACCCGGGGCGGUGUCCCGUCCACCAGCAUGACGGCUUCGGAUUUUAGCGUCUUGGGCCCGCGGCCCUUUGUCCUUCAUUACAUGUCUGGAGUUGGUCGGCCUUUUGUGUUCUUUGCUUCUAUUUGCAUUCAGAGCAAGCCGUGUCGUAUUGUGCAUUUCCACGUCUCCUCUCAUGGCUUCCAUGGCAUUCAUGAGGUCUUGUUAUUAUGUAGGCUGCAAGGCUGCAAGUCGGGCGUUUUGAGGGCAGUGUUGUCGGCCGUGGAGGGGGCAAGUCAUGUUUGAUACCACCGAGUCAGUCAUUCACUUUGCAUUAGGCAAGGCGAAGGCAAAGAAAGCAAAGGAGGCUUAGGGAAAGCCAUG